AACAUAUCUAGAUAUUUGAUUUCACCUGUCAAAGUCUAAUCUAAUGUCUAUUAAAAAGGCCAUAAUCUUGUUUCUAACUUUUGAUACCAGGGAAGGUUUAUAAAGGCACAAUGACAAAUAAUCAACAUGUUGCAAUAAAACACAUCAUCAAUGAUGAUGGAAGCAUGGAGACUUUUGUCAGAGAAAUUACAAACUUAUCACAUGUUAGACAUCCAAAUCUCGUCGCUUUGUUGGGUUGCUGUGUUGAGGGAGAUGAAUGUUUCCUUGUCUAUGAACUGUGCCCCAAUGGGAGCCUUUCAGAGUGGCUAUUUGGCAAGAGCAAGAUUCUUUCCUGGAUACAAAGGCUUAAUAUUGCAAUUGAUACUGCAAAAGGUCUUUGGUUCCUUCAUACAUAUCCACAAGGCUCCAUCGUUCACCGUGAUGUCAAGCCAACGAACAUUCUCCUGGGGCCGAAGUUUGAAGCAAAGCUAUCAGAUUUUGGACUCUCUAAAGUUUUAGAGGUGGGUGAAACGCACGUUAGCUCAGAAGUGAGAGGAACUUUUGGAUAUGUUGAUCCUGAGUACCAAAGCAACCGCCAUGUAAAUUCAUCUGGGGAUGUCUACAGCUUUGGCGUGGUACUUUUGCAGAUCCUCUCUGGGAAGAAGGCUAUAAAUUUGAAACUCAAGAAACCCAUGACUCUGAAUAAAAUGGUGAGAACUUACAUGCCUUUAAUCUUCAAUUCUAUCUCUUGCAUUAUUUAUUUAUUUAUUUAGAUUGAUAUCACUCUAGUAUUUCUCAGGCAAAAGCACUCACAAGGGGUGGCAGCAUAAUAGAAUUUGUUGAUCCUAAACUUCAAGGAGAUUACUCAGAAGAAGCAUUUGAUUUUACCCUCCAUCUUGCUCUAUCAUGCACAUCCCUUACCCAACAACGUCCAUCCAUGGAACAGGUUGUCACAAGAUUGGAAGAAGCCCUACUGAUUUCGAUGAAGAAUAUUUCUGCAACAGACACUUCAGUGGACAAUCCUUCAAUUCUAUGAUACAGUGAUAAUUAGGAUCGCUUGUGUAACAGUAGAUAAUUUUUGUUUACUCUUAGAAGUAUUCAGUUGUAUAAGUACUUCAAAGUGAAUUUUAAGUUUUUCUUUG
This is a messenger RNA of Neltuma alba, 1121 nucleotides long. Its product is annotated as probable receptor-like protein kinase At3g17420. Gene Ontology annotation, cellular component: membrane. Gene Ontology annotation, molecular function: protein kinase activity; ATP binding. Gene Ontology annotation, biological process: protein phosphorylation. The transcript has 3 exons. The record is from RefSeq and is a predicted model, not a curated record. The coding region runs from base 111 to 752 and encodes 213 amino acids. NCBI's taxonomy places the organism in Eukaryota, Viridiplantae, Streptophyta, Magnoliopsida, Fabales, Fabaceae.